This is a messenger RNA of Myodes glareolus (Bank vole), 3001 nucleotides long. RefSeq names its product epithelial membrane protein 2 (gene Emp2). Gene Ontology annotation, molecular function: protein kinase binding. The record is from RefSeq and is a predicted model, not a curated record. Gene Ontology annotation, biological process: cell adhesion; positive regulation of integrin-mediated signaling pathway; regulation of cell-matrix adhesion. Lineage: Eukaryota; Metazoa; Chordata; Mammalia; Rodentia; Cricetidae. Gene Ontology annotation, cellular component: cytoplasm; plasma membrane.
GGCGGCGGGGAGGAGGCUCGUCGGCCCGGAGGGCGGAGGAGGCCGAGCUGUCCCAGCCCGAGCUUCAAAACAGCCGGCGCCUCACCCCGCGCACAGCCUGCCUCUGCGUCCAGACGCCCGCGCCCGGUGUGGGUUUCUCUCUGCCGUCCUCUGGCUCUCCAUCCCUCUCUGAACUUUCCGGCUGCCCCUUGGCCUCCACUGCCCUGUGAACAUGUUGGUGAUUCUGGCCCUCAUCAUCAUCUUCCACAUCGUCUGCGCGGCUCUGCUGUUCAUCUCCACCGUUAACAAUGCCUGGUGGGUUGGAGAAGACUUCUCAGCGGACAUCUGGAGAGUGUGCAUCAACAGUACAAACUGCACAGAGAUCAAUGACCUGAGUGGCAGCGAUGAGUUCACAGACUUCUCCAUCAUGCAGGCCGUGCAGGCCACCAUGAUCCUCUCCACCAUCCUCUGCAGCCUCUCCUUCCUCAUCUUUCUGCUCCAGCUCUUCCGCCUCAAGCAGGGAGAGAGGUUCAUCCUGACAGCCAUCAUCCAGCUCAUGUCGUGUUUAUGUGCCAUGAUCGGGGCUUCCAUUUAUACAGACCGGCGCCAAGACCUUCACCAACAGAACUACAAAGUCUAUUACCUGAUGCAGGAAGGCAGCUAUGGCUACUCUUUCAUUCUAGCCUGGGUAUCCUUCUCCUUCACUUUCAUCAGCGGCCUCAUGUACAUGAUCCUGAGGAAGCGCAAAUAGGCUUCUGAAGCCCAGCCUCUCCCCACAGUAUGGCAUACACGUUCACAUAACCAUUUUGUAUAUAAUCAUUUUUGUGGUUUUUCUAGCAAACAUAUUGUUUCCUUUAAAAGCUUUUAUAAAAAAAGAAGAGAGAAAGAGGAGUUUCUGCCUUCUUGGAGUCUGAGACCAGACCACGAAGGCUGGCAUUCAGAAUGCAAGCCCACCGAGAGUCUCAGCAAGGCCUAGCAAGAUCCAGCAAUGUGGAAUCCGCAGGAUGCUUCUCCCCGGUGGACCUGGGGUGGGGUGUGGCCAAAGGUGGAAAAAAAGCCUGUUUUUGGGCACAGGCUCUCUGUAGAUUUCUGCCCUGCCCCUCUCCCUCCACCCCUUCCCCUGCCCACGCCACUCUGGCAGCCACACGUGGGGCGAUGAGGAGUCCAUAUCCUCAAAUAUUAACACCUAGUUCAUGUAAGGUAAUUCCUUAGGGCUUCUGUUACACGCAGAGUCUCAGGUCCACUUCGAAGACCCUCAGAAUCCAUCAAGGGGGUGGGCCUGUAUAUCUGAAUUUCCGAUGUUCUCCCUGCAGUACGCUUAGACGCACUGAAACUGGGGGUCAGAGCCCUAGAGCCAGGGGAGCAGAGUCGCCCUGGAAAUGUUAGCAGUCUCAUCACACUAAGAUGGCCCCACUGCCAGCCACACCUUGGCUUCCGCUAGCUCUCGCUGCUUCCCUCACAGCUGCUUGUAUCUGGGCCACUUGUGCCAUUCUCCCAGGCCAUAAGCCUCUACCUGCGAGGUGGGCUGGGCAGCCUCCUCCCUGCCCUGUCCUUCCUGCCCUUCUUUCUAAAGUGGGUGCUUCUGUUGGCCCCUGUUUCUGGAGACUCAGAUCUGUCUUCCAUCCAUUCAUCUACCCAUCAUUCAACAUGAAUGGGUCUUGCCACAUGUCAGGUGCAAAGGUUACCUUUCAAACCAUUCCUCGUGAGACUCGGGCUAGUGAAGAACACACGCCAGAACCACUCAGAAAAACGGCCACCAGUGGUGGAGCAGCCGCGAGGCCACAGUGAAAACCUCCCGCGGCGAGAGGAAGCCCACUUUCUGCGUGCCUGCCUUGCAGUGCCUUGUGGCAUCUACACUGCUCUAAACAGAGUUCCGUUCUGCUUCAACAGGUGCCAUUCAUUGGGGUUUCCCCAGAGGGUACUUUAGUAGAGGAUCCCACAUGUCCCACACUGAGACAGCAGGAAAGGAUUCCCAGAGCCAUGGCUCUCAAGAUGGGCACUGGAGGAGGAGAACCCAGCUGCCCUCCAGUCAGUAAGAAUGUCCUGAUAAACAUGGCCAUGAGAAGAUCAUACCAGAGAUCCAAGGACUCUAAGAUGGCAAUCUUCUCCCUUUGGUUCCCUUCCCCAUUGUUAGCAUCAAGCUGGAGAGGUGAUUCUGGGACAGGGUGUGUAGAUUUGCAUCAUUUAAACACGUUUGCAUGUGAGCUUCUGUGAGGGGUCAGUUAUCAGUAGCUCAGUUCCAGUGGAGCUGGGGUUGUCAGGGCUGAGUGGCUUUAGAGCCACCAUGGACACCUCCUCAGUACAAGACUGGCUUCCCUCCCUCCGUCUCUGCUAUCCUCCUUUCUGUCCUUCCCUUGGGGAGAGUGCCAAGGUGGCAUGGGGCAGAGAUAGGGCAAGUGACUACCCCUUGCCUUGACGGAGAACUUCCCCCCGCUCACUGAGGCCUGUCUAAAGGGUCCUCUACACCUUCCCCUUGGGGACUUUUCUGUAAUAAUGUUCUGGUAGUCACAAUGGAAACAAACAGACCAAGCCAGGGCAUGAAAGCAGGGCCCAAGCCAACAUGAAUUUCCACCUCAGAAAGCCCAGGCCUGCAGAAGCAAAUCAUCUGAUGUGAUGGCAUGGGAUGAGGGUUGUCUUGGCUGCUUGCCACUCUGGCCAGCAUUCGGUGCCCACAUCUCCCUGUGACACGAGAGGUGCCUCUCUCCUGCUCUGUGCCCUGCAUUUGGAGUGCUAGAAAGAGAAAAGGGUGUGAGGGAGAACAGAUCCACCCUUCUCCUAUGUAGGAUCAGCUCUGAAUUGGUGCUUAUCACUAGUUACCAAAGAACAAUGACAAAGUCAGUCAGGAUAUCCAAGAAGCAUGUAUUAGGACCAAACCCAUCACUGUAUUUAAAGGAACUUUAGUUUGCGCAUCUUACAACAUUUUUAUAAAGUACUGUAAUUCAUGGGUGGGGCAUGUGACAGAGACAGACUAACCCAUGUUUGUCAUUUGCAUUAAAAUUAUUUUGGGUCUCUGUUUAAAGAA